Molecule: messenger RNA, 712 nt
Organism: Carassius auratus (goldfish)
Lineage: Eukaryota; Metazoa; Chordata; Actinopteri; Cypriniformes; Cyprinidae
Product: cytosolic 5'-nucleotidase 1A-like
Exons: 4
Coding region: 3-698 (231 amino acids)
Biological process (GO): adenosine metabolic process; nucleotide metabolic process
Cellular component (GO): cytoplasm; cytosol
Molecular function (GO): nucleotide binding; magnesium ion binding; 5'-nucleotidase activity
Source: RefSeq, a predicted model, not a curated record
UGAUGGUGAAUCAACGUUUAAGGGAGAUGGAUCCAGCCGUUGAGGAGCCAUUUAAAAUUGCGUUGAUAUCUACAGAGAUAAUUGACCACUAUAAUCUAAAAAUUGAGAUUGUGAGAUUGGAAAAACCCAUCCUAGAACACCUGAAGGAGAUCAAGCCUGUUAUCUUCCUUUCCACAAACGAACAGAAUGUGAGAGAGGCCAUCAGUGCAGGAUACGGAGCAGCCACUAUGUUCCAGAGAGAUUACGAUGAGUACAGUGAUGAAGAGUUACGUGUGGCCUUUGAUGGUGAUGGAGUCCUGUUUUCAGAUGAGUCAGAGAAAGUCACCGCAGAGAAAGGUCUAGAGGCUUUUAAACAAAAUGAGCGUGAUAAUGAGGCCACACCUUUGGCACUGGGUCCGUUAAGUGACUUUUUUAAAGCUUUGGAAAGUCUCCAGAAGACACACCAAAUGAUUCAUACUUACUUGGUAACAUCACGCGACCCAUCAAGUCCUGGAAUCAGAGCCCUAAAGACUCUUCAGGAGAACAAACUGGAGAUAAAUGAGGCAUUCUUUCUGAGUGGUGCCCCUAAAGGGCCUGUGCUGAAAGCAAUCAAUCCUCACAUAUUCUUUGAUGAUCAGAUGACACAUAUUGAAGGAGCCCUUCAAAAUGGGGUUAUUGGUGCUCAUGUACCUUAUGGUGUGAAGAAUAAGAAAGAAUAAAACCUAAUCUUACA